AUAUCAGCUUAAGCAUGAGGAGUAGAAUUAAGGACAGAACCGAAGCCACUCCUUCCUCUUUUAUAUUUCUUCCCUCUUUAAAUUGGAAUGAAUAAAUUAAAACUGUCUGACAAAAACAAAGUUUUUUCUCUCUCUCUCUCUGCCUUCCAACUCCACCUCAAUUAUUUGUUAAUAUGAGUAGAGGAGAGUCUGAAAACAGAAGAAGAUUUAGAAAAGCCAACAGUCCAUAUGGAGAAGAUAGGAUUCUUGAAGCCACUCCUCCUGGUCCUUCACUCACCAAACCCCAGAUAGAUAUCUCCGAGUCUUCUGCAAUAGCGAGAGAACUCCAUAUGGCACGCAGGGAAAUAGGUCGGUUCAAAGAAAACAGAGUGGAUGCAGAUGCCUUAAGAGCACAAGCGCAAUCUGAGAUGCUUGAUGCCAUGAAGAGAGCUAAAGAUCUCUCUUCUGUAAUUGAGGAAACAAACUCCAAGGCAAAAUUACAUACACGAGAGAUUGAAGUGCUAAAGAAACCGCGAAGGCCUGUGGGCAGGCGUGAAGAUCAGGUAUUGGCUAUUGGGGACGUGGACAAUAAAAAAUAUACAGAAGUGAUGAGAGAAUUGGAACUUGUGAGACAGGAGCUAAGCAUGCUCAAGCUUGAUAUGGCAUCGGUUUUAGAAGAGAAAUCGCGGGCAGAGAAGCAGACAGAGGCUGCAAAUGCAAAUAUGUUGUUUUAUACAAGCUCAGUGGAAGCAAUCAGGAACGAGAUUGAGGAAGCAAAUGAAGAGCAAGUGCUAGCUGAGUUGGCCCGGAUUGAAGCUGCAAGAGAAUUUGGAGAUAUAGAAGCUGAGAGAGAAAAGGAAGCCAUUGAAUUCUCGUUUGCAGUAGACGAGACCAGGAAGAAAAUGAAAGAUAUUGUUGAAGAGGCUGAUUACUCGAAAGAGCUCGAAACCAAAUUAGCUGUUACAAUCUCUGAUGUGGAUGUGUUACAGAAUGAACUAAAGCUAGUUAAAGAAACGGACAAAAGGAUUCAAAGGAUUGACAGCUUAACUCGUUCAGAACCUAGUUUUCGGAAAGAGAAGGACUUGGAAGGCUCGGCGCUGUUACAGUCAGUUACCGAAGAACUAGAGGCGGCAAAGACAGAAUUGGCUGCAGUAAAAGAAGAAGGUUUUCAGUACAUGGCCUCCAUGGAUGUUAUAAGAAAUGAGCUCAAGCAUUUAACAGACAAGACAGCUCGGUUAAGGAAGACAGAAGAGAAAUCGGAUUUAAGCAUUCAAAAUCUCAACUCAAAGCUUCUCAGAGCAAAAGCCAAGUUGGAAGCUGUCUCUGCAUCUGAAGAGAAAGCAAAAUCAAUUGUGUCCAAUCUCUCUCUCACUCUCGACAAGCUCAAGACCGAAGCAGAAGCUGCAAAGAAAGAAAAGGAGCUUGUCUGCGAAGAGACUGCAAGCAUCAAGUCCGAAAUUCUGAAAAUGGAAUAUGAGAUAGAAUCAACUGAGGAAAAACUACAGGCUGCAAUGCAAGAGCUCGAAACAGUCAAAUCAUCCGAAGCUGUAGCGCUUGAAAACCUCAAAAGUCUCAUCGAGAAUACCAUAAGAGCUAGAGCUUUUGAGUCACAGAGUAGUUCUUCAAUUACCAUAUCCAAGUUUGAACACGAGUACCUGACUGGACGUGCGGUCGCAGCUGAAGAAAUUGCUGAUAAGAAGGUAGCAGCAGCUCAGGCAUGGGUUGAAGCACUAAAGGCCAGUGAGAAGGAAAUACUGAUAAGGAUAGACUUAACUCUGAGGGAUCUCAAUGAGAUGAGAGUGGACGAAGAGCAACAAGUACAGAAUUGGGGACAAAAACGGGAGAGAAUUGUAGUAUCUGGAAGCCGGCAACAAGCCAUGCCUAGAAAGUCUAUCAGAAGUAAUGGAUACCAGACUCCAUACAGGCGGGUUAGGCAUAGAAAAUCUGCUUCUCCCGGAGCGCGGAACAAUUUCCCCAUUCAGAAGAAAAAGCAUGUACUGCCUAAUCUGACCAAGUUAUUCAGUGGUAAGAAAACUGCCAAAGAUGAGCGAGCUGUUUGAAGUUUACUGCAUCUUAAUUUGGCAAAGUGAAUCCAGUCCACCACAUAAAUAAAUCGCACCGCCGUAUUUUUCGCCAUGGGAGCUUGUAGCUUUGCUUUUUCUCAAAUAAGUGAUGCUCCUUAAGCUUUUCAUUUACCAAAAAACAUGGAACUCUGGUCAAGUGUGUAAUAGCUUUGCGCUGAGCGUGUGGAACAUUCAUGUCUGUAAUUGUAUUUUGGAAUGUUUUCGUAUCAAUAAACAGAACAGAGAGCCGUUUGUUUUUGCAUCUCAA
Molecule: messenger RNA, 2310 nt
Organism: Malus domestica (apple)
Lineage: Eukaryota; Viridiplantae; Streptophyta; Magnoliopsida; Rosales; Rosaceae
Product: protein PLASTID MOVEMENT IMPAIRED 15
Biological process (GO): chloroplast avoidance movement; chloroplast accumulation movement
Cellular component (GO): cytosol
Source: RefSeq, a predicted model, not a curated record